AUGGUACUGAAUUCUAUGAGUUACAGAGAGGGGCCGGGCUUCCAAUACCCUACGCCCUCGUUAUCGCGUACCCUUGGGCAGCUCAUUGACAAGCAGGCUGAACAACGCGGCGAACACGUGGCUCUGGUUUCCGCCUGGCAAAACGCAAGCCUGACAUACCAGCAGCUACUCAACUCUUGCAGGAGCAUUUCAGGGCGUCUAUUACGGCAUGGGGUGCGUCCCGGUGACCGCAUUGUUGUGCUGGCUGGCAACUCGGUUGAGUAUGCGCAGCUGUUCUUUGCCGUGGGAGCUAUUGGGGCCGUCUUCAGCAUUAUUAACCCAACAUUGGAGCCUGAUGAGGUCAUUGAGGCGGUCGAAUUUCUGUCUCACAUGCAUGCAGAACCAAAGUGCAUCUUCAUAGCAGACAGGAUUGGAAACCGCAAGAAUGCCAGCGUUUUGGGUGAUUUGGUCAGAGUAAGACAGCAACCAACGUGUUUUGUUCAGUUGGGCACCACAACAGCGACUGACGGUGUACUGACCUGGGAUGAAUUCCUGCACGACGCCGGAGAUAGCCGCGGUGGUGAUGAUCUCCUGGCUCGGUAUUGGGCCACCUGCUCCCCAGAUACCACCGUCUGCAUCCAGUUCACGAGCGGUAUACCACCGGCCCACCUCGUGGGCAACGCCGUCCUCGUGGGCCAGCGACUCGGGUACACGCCGUCAGACGUCGUCUGCUCGACGACCCCCCUGUUCCACUGCUUCGCGCUGGUCUGCGGCCUCAUCGCGACAGUCGCGUACGGGGCCACCGUCGUCCUACCCUCGGACGUGUUCCUGGCCGGCGCGACGUUGCAGGUCCUCUCCGAACGCAAGUGCACCGUCAUCUACUCUGUCGCCACCAUGCUGCAGGCCAUGCUGGACCACCCGGACGCCGGAACCCACAGGCCUGGGAUGUCCCUGAGAACCGGCAUCGUGGCCGGCUCGGCCCUGACCUCGGACCUGGUCGGGAGGCUGGCCGCCGAGUUGGGCCUCGGGGGGCUCACGUACGGCUACGGCAUGACGGAGGCCUCCUGCAUCGUCUUCAUGACGGACCCGAAGCAGGACCGCCUCACGGACGACUUCUCCUCAGUAGGAACCCUGCUUCCCUGCUUGGCCGCGCGGGUUGUUGACGAGCAUCUGAGUACUGUGCCUGUGGGCAGUGCGGGAGAACUCCUCGUAUCGGGGCAUUCCGUGUUCCAGGGAUACUACAAAAAUCCUCUCAAAACUGACGAUACCAUUGUGAGGGAUGCUCAAGGGCGACAUUGGCUUCGAACGGGAGAUUUGGUGUCGAUUGACGAUGCCGGGAGGUGCACCAUAGUCGGGCGAGUGAAAGAUAUGAUCAAGAGGGGCGGCGAGAAUAUCUUCCCACGCGACGUGGAGGCGGUUCUGGAGCAGCAUCCCGAGAUCCACGCCGCGGCGGUUGUCGGGAUACCAGAUGCCUUAGGGUACUGGGGAGAGGUUGUUGGCGUCUUCAUCCAGCGCGCCUGCGGCUCGAAUUGUAAGCCCGAGUCAAAAUCUGUGGAGCGCCAGGGAGGCUUGGGCAAGAAGGAGCUGAAGCGUUGGCUCCGCGGCCGCAUAGCGACCCACAAGGUGCCUGAGUAUUUCUUUUGGAUUGGUGAAGGAGGCGGUGUUCCUGAUGAGCUGCCGACCAACCACAGUGGGAAGAUGGUAAAGUCAGAGCUGCGGGCUACAGCAACAGCCCUUUCGAAGUCAAAGGGUUUUCAAAACGUAGAGUAG
Molecule: messenger RNA, 1749 nt
Organism: Diaporthe batatas
Lineage: Eukaryota; Fungi; Ascomycota; Sordariomycetes; Diaporthales; Diaporthaceae
Exons: 3
Coding region: 1-1749 (582 amino acids)
Biological process (GO): fatty acid metabolic process
Molecular function (GO): medium-chain fatty acid-CoA ligase activity
Source: RefSeq, a predicted model, not a curated record